Arabidopsis thaliana (thale cress) is the source of this 885-nucleotide messenger RNA. It is a transcript of the gene NAC093, whose product is annotated as NAC domain containing protein 93. Gene Ontology annotation, molecular function: DNA binding. Gene Ontology annotation, cellular component: nucleus. The record is from RefSeq and is marked reviewed. NCBI's taxonomy places the organism in Eukaryota, Viridiplantae, Streptophyta, Magnoliopsida, Brassicales, Brassicaceae. The transcript is spliced from 4 exons. The coding region runs from base 1 to 885 and encodes 294 amino acids. Gene Ontology annotation, biological process: regulation of DNA-templated transcription; DNA-templated transcription.
AUGGCUAAGAAAGAGAAGAUCGAGCAAGUGAUUUCAAUGGGUGGAAUAAUGUGGGAAGGUCUCAAUUCGAGUUUAAUCAAAGUCGAUGAAGCUUUGCUUAAGCAGCAGAUCCGAGAAUUCGAGAAGGGUAACGAUAAAGAAUGGUUUAUUAUAACGGAGAGGAACAAAGUUGAUCAAGGUUUAAGCCAAACAAAGAGAGUUGGUAAUGGUGCGAAAAGGCAGAAACGUGUUGACACUAACGGAGGAUAUUGGCACGCAACAGUGGCUGCCCAAAAGAUCAACGCUGGAGAUGGUGUCGUUGGCAACAAAAGGCCACUUGCAUACUACGAUAGGAAACCAUCAGAAGACGUCAAAACUGAUUGGUUAAUGCAAGAAUACUCUCUUGAUCACAACAACGACAAGGUAAGAUUACACUUUGUGCAAGAUUUAUCUUACUCCACAAGCAACAAAGAAGUUGGAGAAGAGAAGAAGAAGCAGAAGAAAGGAGAACCUGUGGAAGCAUCGGAAGGGCAGCAGCCUUGUAAUGCCGAGUAUCAUCAACCGCUAGCACCUCUAGAUUCUUGCCAACCGCAGCCUCAUGAUUUGGCUGAGCAGCUGGAUUUGCAUCAACCAGAACAGUUGCAGCUGCAACAGCCUCAUGAUAUUGUGUAUCAACCACAGUAUUGUUUACUUCCAGAACAACAUCAGCUGCAGCCUUUUCCUGAUAACUUUUCUGAGUUGAACAGCUUUCAACAGCAACCAGUGAUGAUCCCAGACGAUUUAGAAGAUUUCUUGGCUGAAUUAAUGGAGCCACAUUCACUGGAUGGAGAUGAAGAAUCCAACAAUUAUGGGUUUUUUGAAGGCUUAUUUGACACAGAAGGAAUUAAUGAUAAAACAUUACACUAA